Molecule: messenger RNA, 4262 nt
Organism: Drosophila eugracilis
Lineage: Eukaryota; Metazoa; Arthropoda; Insecta; Diptera; Drosophilidae
Biological process (GO): proteolysis
Molecular function (GO): serine-type endopeptidase activity
Source: RefSeq, a predicted model, not a curated record
AAAUAUGGCCAAAAACUGCAAUUAAAGUGGCACCCAAUAAUAGCAGAAAGAGAGAAAGAGUGAGUGAGUGCUACGGAUUUUGGAUUUAGCUUGCAGUUGCCUGCAAUUUCAAACGCGCCACCGCCACCCCUCACCCACCGAUCUGCGCCUGACAGUGAAAGUGAUUUGAUUUUGCAAUUGGAGUCGCAAUCGCUGCUGCUGCUGCUUCGCUUGUUGUUGUUGUUGUUGUUGUUAUUGCGAGCGACUUUGAACAAUAUUUCUGCUUGUUUGCUGAUCCGAUCAGCCAGCAGCGAAAAGCAAAAAGCAAAAAUAUAAAGGAAAAAUAUAUUGUAUAUAUAGCAUUUUUUGUUUUUAUUAUUACUCUCGCUUUAACCCAACGAAACAAAACACGGCGAAACAAUAAAGAAAAGUGCAAAGAAAACAGCCACAUAAAUUGCAAGCAAUUUGUAAUCGGUAUCCUAAUACAAUUUCUUUCUCUCAUUUCGCACAGUGACGACACUGUGUAACUAUCAAUCACAUCAAAUCAAAAGCAAACCUAAAUUGGAUUAAUUCUCAGCUGAUUUGAAACGAUUGUUUUCAAAGGCAAUUAAGGAAGUAAUUCGUGGCCAGAUUUCCUUCAUGGACGUUGUCGCGAUGCGAUGCAGCAUGCAACCACAUGAAACCGCUUGAAAAGUCGCUGUUAAAGCGUCAACAGCAAUUGCCAUAAUUGCCAUUGGAGCAGCACAGACCAAUAACCGCUGGACCCAACAGCACAUACCCAAACACCAAGACACCAUCCCACCAAUCCAUUCCGAUCCAAUCCGAUCCGAACCCAUCCCGGCACCCGGACCAAUUCAGCGAUCGAAACUGGCAAACGAAACCCGCCACACGAGCUGAGCUAUCGGCGGCAGGCACACAGAUUGCCGCAAAUCCAGCUGAAUUGUAACAUAGACGCCGCGCCGGAAAAUCGGAAAAUCCCAAAAGCUGAUAGGCAGCAAUAGCAAGACCAAGACCAGGCCAAAAACCAGUGGGGAGAUCAAUGAACGCGGCACGCAGCUGACAGCAUUUGGUAUCCACUUUUCAGCAGCCAGCGGAGCGUAAGAAAAGCGAAACGGACCAGCCUGGUUUGGGCGGCAUUCAACGUUCAUCGUUCAAGUUCAGGCGGCGCUAAGCAGGAAGUUGUGUGCGGCAGCACCUUAAUUGGAGCCAAAGCCAGAGCCAGUGUCAUUACCACCGGGCCAGACCAACCAUCCACAAUCCAAUCCACCAUUCACCGCCGCUCAUCCUGCUCGAUGUAAGAUGUUAGUGGCCAGCAACAAUAACAAUACCACCGCCAACACCAGCCAGAGCACACGCAACAUUUCAUGGAGAUGGAGCCGACUGGCGUUGGCCGUUAAUCUGUUUGCCUACUGCUGUUGUGCCUCCUCCGGGGCCACGCCCACCACAGCAGUGACCACGGCAGCCCUGCUAACAGGUCAUCAAUUAUUGCCAUGGCAAACGGCAGCGGCAACGGCAGCCACCACACCCUCCACAGCACGCAAUCUCUAUGCUCCCUACCAGAGCUUCAGUCGGCAGGAUGACAUCAGCUUCAAGGAUGUGCGUCAACGCAGUGAUGGCACAGUCUUCCAGUCCUUCGGUUCCUAUCGCACCGCUCGUCAAUUUGGUAGUUCCCCUGCCUCCACUAUCGCCCAGCGGCGAUCUGACUCUACCGUGGAAAUCGUUCCGGCUCCUUCCGUGGAACUGCCACAGAGCGAGCUCAUCACGGUGCCCAGGCAGCUGGUGCCAACCAUGCCAGAGAAUGUGACGCGUCAGGGUAGAAGACGCAACUAUAUGUACAUCCCACUGCAAACGGAGAGCGAGAAUGGAUCCUCGGGAGCCUUGCUCCAACUUCGUCCCAGUCGCAAUGCUACUCUCUCCGCUCUUGGUCCUCCAGCUGAUGGUGUUGCAGCCGUGGCCCAUGAAUUUGGAGCCGAACUGGCCACCCAGGGCAGUCCGGAACAGCAACCACUAGAGUUGGAACUUGGACCAGAGCGCACGGAACGCAGUGAUCUCAUGGCUGCUGCAAGCUCCACGGAUAAACUGGAGUACGCUGAGCCAGAGAAUACCAGUCGGCGUGUGGGCUUCCAGUUUCCGAGCUAUAGCCUAAAGCCAGCCAGCCCCUUCCACCCACAAGCCUAUCGUGAGGAUAAUCCCAUUUUCGGAGAAACUAGUGCUGGGGGCUAUGAACCUCAGCCUUACAGCGAAGAUGCUGCACCUGCUCCACCACCAACUCAGUAUGAGCAGCAUGAGACGCGGCACACCCGCCAGCUUUACUUCGACUCGGAUACGGCUUCCUCCAGCUUUGAAUUCCCCGGCCUGGUGAGCAACUCCAAGCCACAUGGACUCAAGCUGUAUCGCGAUGAUGUGACCAAAUUCGGGGACAUCAAUGGACCAAUUACUGCCUUGCCCCAGCAGCGACCACAACGUGGCUUCUACUUUGGCGACACCGAGUUCCGAACGGGCCCACCCGCUCCAGUCCGGCAAUUUGGACCGCAGAAGAACUUCCAGGAGUAUGUGGGGCCCAGUGAAUACCAAGGAUCCCGCAAGAGCCGUUACUAUCCCUACAAGUCAUCGCGCAGUCCACGAGUCGUCUUUCCCACCAACGACAAUGUGGGAACAACAGGACCAAGUGGCCCUGCUGGCAGCAGCGGACCAUCCGGAAAUGGAGUUUACUUCAGCGAUAAUAUUGCUUUCAGGGACCAGAACUUUGGCAUUAAUGAACUGGCUGCCGUUCAGGAUGUUCGCAAUGACUACAGUCUGCAGGAACUGGACAACGCCUCGGAGGCGACUAGCAGUCCACAGUCAGCCAGUACAUUCAAGGAGAAAGUCGACAUCACAACGGACACGGAGUGCCAGCACCGUGGCGGUACGUGCGAGUUCUUUUUGGGCUGCUGGCUAUCCGGUGGCCUCAUUCAGGGCACCUGCGAUGGACUGCUGCGCGGCUGUUGCCACCGCACGGCCAAGUCGGCCAAUCUGGGCAGCUCGGACUUCGUCGGCAAUGCCGUAGAUCUCACCGAUCUGCCGCAAAAGAACUAUGGACCCGUUAACAAUGAACCCAGCUGCGGCAUUUCGCUGGCCAAGCAGACCGCACAGCGGCGCAUUGUUGGUGGCGAUGAUGCUGGUUUCGGUUCCUUUCCCUGGCAGGCAUACAUCCGCAUCGGUUCCUCCAGAUGUGGAGGUUCGUUGAUCUCGCGGCGUCACGUGGUCACCGCCGGUCAUUGUGUGGCUCGGGCCACUCCGCGCCAGGUGCAUGUCACGCUGGGCGAUUACGUGAUCAACUCGGCCGUGGAGCCGCUGCCUGCUUAUACUUUCGGAGUCCGGCGAAUCGAUGUGCAUCCGUACUUCAAGUUCACACCGCAGGCGGAUCGUUUUGACAUCUCAGUGCUGACGCUGGAACGCACAGUGCACUUUAUGCCUCAUAUAGCUCCCAUCUGUUUGCCGGAAAAGAAUGAAGACUUCCUGGGCAAGUUCGGCUGGGCCGCUGGCUGGGGAGCUCUGAAUCCGGGAUCUCGGCUGCGUCCUAAAACCCUCCAGGCUGUGGAUGUGCCUGUGAUCGAGAACCGGAUCUGCGAGCGCUGGCAUAGACAGAACGGUAUCAACGUGGUCAUCUACCAGGAGAUGCUGUGCGCGGGAUACCGCAGGGGAAAGGACUCGUGCCAGGGCGAUUCCGGAGGACCACUGAUGCACGACAAGAACGGGCGGUGGUACUUAAUUGGUGUGGUCUCUGCUGGUUACUCCUGUGCAUCCCGCGGCCAGCCUGGAAUCUAUCACAGCGUCAGCAAGACCGUGGACUGGGUAUCCUACGUCGUCGGACUCACGAUGAACAUCUAGAUGGGGCGACACUAAUUUAUUCUCAUCGCAUUCGCAAUCGCAAUCGCAAUCGUAUUCGCACCUGCCUGCUAAGUGGGCCACAGAUUGUUUUGUACAUAACUCACUUCAUUCUGCUCCUGACUCCGCUUCCGAAACACGCCGUCUUAAUUUAUGGUUACACAAGACAAAAUAUAAUUAUAAUUUAACAAACAAAUUAGCGCAGUACAAUUUAGCAGUUAGGAUUGGCUGUGUGUAUCUGCAAGAUGCACACGUGUGCGAUAAAUUUGCAAAACCUAAACCUAAAAACCUUUAAAUUAAUUAUAACUGAUAAUUACGGUCUAAUUUACUUAGUCAUAUGCGCUGUUAUGUAAUUUUAAAACUAUUUAUGAACUACAUAUUUCGAGUGUAAAUAAAUUAUACAAAUGUUGAAAUGA